AUGGAUCUGGUUUUUUGCAAUACUAAUAGUUCCUCUUCUCUCUGACAGGGGAACUGCACUCUGGCACGAUGCUCUCUGUCUGGAGUGGCUGGGAGCCACGGGCUGGCUUACACCAACAGCAGGAAGCUUGUAGUAAAUAGCUCCAGUGUCUUCACCGUCCGUUACUUCAGAACCACUGCAGUACGUAGGGAUGACGUGGUUACGGUGAACACGCCAGCUUUUGCAGAGUCAGUCACAGAAGGAGAUGUCAGGUGGGAGAAAGCUGUUGGAGACACCGUGGCGGAAGAUGAAGUGGUGUGUGAGAUUGAAACAGACAAGACAUCAGUGCAAGUGCCAGCCCCGGCCGCUGGUGUGAUUGAAGCCCUUCUGGUACCCGAUGGUGGCAAAGUGGAAGGGGGGACACCUCUGUUCAAACUCAGGAAAACUGGAGCUGCUCCUGCCAAGGCCAAACCAGCAGCAGCCCCUCCUCCUCCUGCAGCCCCCGAACCUGUAGCUGCGGCUGCUCCUCCUCCUCCUGCUGCAGCACCGAUUCCCACUACAAUGCCACCAGUGCCGCCUGUGUCACCUCAGCCCAUCGACAGCAAACCAGUGUCUGCGGUGAAGCCGGCUGCAGCCCCAGCGGCAGCCCCUUCUGGGGAAGCAGUGCCCAGCAAAGGUGCCAGAUCAGAGCACAGGGUGAAAAUGAAUAGGAUGCGUCAGCGUAUUGCUCAGCGGCUGAAAGAGGCCCAGAAUACUUGUGCCAUGCUGACCACUUUCAAUGAGAUCGAUAUGAGCAACAUCCGGGAGAUGAGAGCAGUACACAAGGAUCCCUUCCUGAAAAAGCACAACCUGAAGCUAGGUUUCAUGUCAGCUUUUGUGAAAGCUGCAGCUUUUGCUCUGCAGGACCAGCCCGUUGUGAACGCAGUGAUUGAUGACACGACCAAAGAGAUUGUGUACAGGGACUAUGUGGACAUCAGUGUCGCUGUAGCAACUCCCCGGGGUCUUGUGGUCCCCGUUGUUAGGAAUGUAGAAAACAUGAACUUCGCUGACAUAGAGCGUGCUAUCUACGAGCUGGGGGAGAAGGCACGGAAAAAUGAACUGGCCAUUGAAGACAUGGAUGGCGGCACGUUCACGAUCAGCAACGGAGGGGUUUUUGGGUCACUCUUUGGGACACCUAUCAUUAACCCACCCCAGUCGGCCAUCCUAGGGAUGCAUGCCAUCGUGGACAGGCCGGUGGCUGUGGGAGGCAAGGUCGAGGUGCGGCCCAUGAUGUACGUGGCGCUGACGUACGAUCACCGGCUGAUUGACGGCAGGGAGGCAGUGACUUUCCUGCGUAAGAUCAAGGCAGCAGUGGAGGAUCCCCGCGUGCUGCUGCUCGACCUGUAGAGCAGCUACACCCCCCACACAACCCACCCAGGGCAGGGCCGGGCCGCAGCACCAGCAGGAGCGAUGCAGGGCAUUCACGAACUGGCACAGGGGUCAUUCCAAUCUCCCGCCCUCCGCUGUGAUUCGGAGCUGUCCCGGAGGGAAUUGUGGGGAUAGCUCCUACCUCCUUUCCUGUUCUGUUUAACGAAGGUUCCGUUUCUCACGAGGAUUGCUAUGCAGUGGACCAGCCACUGAAUGGCACUGCCUUUCCGGAGCCAUCUCUGUGGCAUCCUCUCCCUCACAGCACCAGACUCACCUCCAGCUUGUCCUGUUCCAGCGGAAAGCCCUGCUGCUAUGCUAGGGUACCCUUCCCUGCUGCUCCAAAGCGGGUUCAGCUUUAUUUCCUAGCACUGAGGUUCCUGGGAGGGAGAGGAAAGGCUACUGUUCUGGCCCUGUUUUGCUUGAAAGUACUUCCCACUCAUCCGCCUCGCGAGGGCAGCCUGGGGACCCCAGGC
Messenger RNA from Eurypyga helias (sunbittern), 1859 nucleotides. It is a transcript of the gene DLST, whose product is annotated as dihydrolipoamide S-succinyltransferase (E2 component of 2-oxo-glutarate complex). Gene Ontology annotation, molecular function: dihydrolipoyllysine-residue succinyltransferase activity. The record is from RefSeq and is a predicted model, not a curated record. Gene Ontology annotation, biological process: tricarboxylic acid cycle. Gene Ontology annotation, cellular component: oxoglutarate dehydrogenase complex. The transcript is spliced from 14 exons. NCBI's taxonomy places the organism in Eukaryota, Metazoa, Chordata, Aves, Eurypygiformes, Eurypygidae.